AUACCGCUCAUCCUGCUCUGGCGACAAUUGAGAAGCUUGUCAAAUUCAAUCCUUUUACCUGGUGCCAUUUUUAGAAAGUCGGGAUGUCAUAAUAAGUUAUCUCUUUGACGAUGGAAAGGUACUUGGGUCAGAGAUUCAUUAUCUUCGCGCGGUUCGCUUAAGGGUGUUUUGCCGCGCUCGCGAAAAUAAUCCCGAGGACUAGGCAAAAGGAAUCGUGUUCCACAAAAAAACAUCGCUACGCAACCUUCUCCGUCCAAAGUAUAUUUUUGAGGAAAAGUUGUUUAGGUAAAAGUUACAUUCUGCUGAUGGCAAGGUAUAUACGCCCCGGCAGAGUCCACCCUGCCAGCAGAGCUUGGACUGUUGAAGAGACAAAAAUUCCACAUCGACCUAACUCGGCGAUCUCCCAUCGAAGAGAAUCCUUCCCAAGAAAUUUGAUCGUAAAUCCAGCCUACAAACAACCACAUUACGAUCCGUUAGAUUCAGAAGAGGACAUGGUGCCGACUGUGAUGGAAGCACCACAAAAUAACACCGUUCCUCGCCGGGUAACUAAACGAGAGAACAUAAACUUGGUACGGCAAACCGAAUGGGACGUAAAAGGCACGAAGACAGAGAGUCUUGUCCAAAGAAACACGCUUAGUAAACCAGUCAGUGUCCUGUUAGGAUUAGUGUGUUUCACAUCAUGUUUGUCUCUCAUUUUGACCCUUCUCAUCCUCUCUGGCUCGAUUGAGGCAGGAAGAUGUUCUUGCGGCGACAAUGAAGGGCCUGGCAGAACAAGCACUUUGGAGGCAAAUGAUGAACAGUCGGAGAAGUUAUCUACAAAUAUAUCUUCGCUGAACGAACAAAUGGUGAUGCCUUUAUACAUUGAUAUUUUCAUUAAAGAUGGUAAUAGUUGGGUUCUAUACUAA
This is a messenger RNA of Pocillopora verrucosa, 905 nucleotides long. The record is from RefSeq and is a predicted model, not a curated record. Lineage: Eukaryota; Metazoa; Cnidaria; Anthozoa; Scleractinia; Pocilloporidae.